GGUGGAUAGGACGAGGUUUGGAUCUGAUGAAAUUGGCAGUCGGGGUUGGGGUCGUGGAUCUACAACGGUGAAGGGUGAAGCGCGCGCGUGGUCCAGCAUCAUUGCUGCCCAUUCGUGUCGCGGAUAGAUCGUACGAGAUUUUAAGCUGGCGGGCAAUCUGGCUCGUUCCCCCGUGGUGGUGGGUGGAAGCGGCGGCGGCGGUGGCGGCGGCGGGGUACCUGCCGGAGGUGGAGGCGGAACCGGUGCUGGGGCUGCUGGAGGCAGCGGAGGUGCUAACGGAGCCGGCGGUACGGGAGCUCCUGGUUCGGCCGAAGAUGCUGCUGGUCAGGUUCGGCCAAUGCUCGAUUGGGUCGAUCCCGGGGAUCGAUUUUCCUUUGAGGAUUCGGAUCGCUUCGAAGAAGACUCGCUAUGCAGUUGGAGCAGCGAAGCUGAGUCUUUGAUAAAUAAUUGGCGAGGAUGGCGGCGACCACCAGUCGGUUUUGGCACCUCUAAAAAAUCGGGCGAAGAAGGUCAAAUCGUUCCAACGCUAUGCGAAUUGUCAGCAAGAUGCGUCGCCUCGCACAUACCGUUCGAGCUCGUGGAGCACGUAUAUCCGCCAGUCCCGGAACAACUUCAGCUAAGGAUAGCCUUCUGGAGUUUCCCCGACAACGAGGAGGACAUAAGGCUUUACUCGUGCCUCGCAAACGGCAGCGCCGACGAGUUCCAGCGUGGCGAACAUUUAUUCCGUUCACGAAGUGUCAAAGAACCCUUACAAAUAGGUUUUCAUUUGAGCGCAAGUGUUCACGUUCAAAUGCUUUCGGCAUCGAGCGGCGCGAGGACCCAAUUCAAUGUCGCCGUUACGUUUGAUCGUCGUCGUAUCACGUCGUGCAAUUGCACUUGCUCAUCAACGGCGUACUGGUGUUCUCAUGUCGUCGCCGUAUGUCUUCACAGAAUCCACAUGCCAACGCAAGUAUGCCUGAGAGCACCAGUGAGCGAGUCCCUGUCACGUUUGCACCGUGAACAAUUGCAAAAGUUCGCCCAAUAUUUGAUAAGCGAAUUGCCGCAACAGAUAUUGCCAACAGCUCAGCGUUUGUUGGACGAACUAUUGUCGGCGCAACCGAGCGCGAUAAACAGUUAUUGCGGCGCCCCGGAUCCGACGGCGGGGGCGUCGGCCCACGAUCAGACCUCCUGGUACUUGGACGAAAAGACUCUCCACGGGAACAUCAAGAAGAUUCUCAUAAAAUUCUGUGUUCCUGCGCCAAUAGUGUUCAGCGAUGUUAAUUAUUUGAGUACGACAGCCCCGCCAGCGGCAACGGAAUGGUCUUCUUUGUUGCGUCCGUUGCGAGGCCGCGAGCCCGAAGGAAUGUGGAAUUUGUUGUCGAUCGUUCGCGAAAUGUUCAAACGUACCGAUCGCAACGCGAUUCCACUCUUAGAAAUAAUAACCGAGGAAUGCAUGGCCUGCGAGCAAUUUCUUGUUUGGUGGUUCAACACGAAAGUCGCUCUUCUCAACGGCACCGGACAUGGCAGCGGUAAACAUGGCAGUGUCAAUAGUAGCGCCCAAGCUGCUCAGCACGCUUGCUCCUCUCUGUGCGACGAAAUCGUCGUUCUCUGGAGACUCGCCGCCCUAAAUCCUGGCCUUUCACCCUCCGAACGUGAAAUGCUCCACGGACAAUUCACCGAUUGGCACAUGAAAAUCAUCGACAAAGUAACCAAAAGUCGUGGCAGCACCGUCUCCCAUAACACACAAAAUCGCAGCCAUCCUGGACCCCAAAAAGACUCGCUCAAACCCGACCUCGAAAUUUUCACGGGCUUCAAACCUGCUCUUGAAGCUUGCUACAUGGAUUGGGACGAAUAUCCUUUGCCUGGUAUCACUUAUACCGCUGGCAGCAAUCCAAUGUAUCAUUGUCCGUUCACUUGCUUCAGACAUGCCGGUGAUAUACGGACUGAGGUUAAUCAGGUGAAUUCGAGCGCAGCUGUAUUGAAUUGCCAGCCACCAACUUCCCACCAUCAUGGCAGACGUCCCCUCAACCUCGGCUUGGUUGAGUUCAGUUAUAUGGAUAGGAAGCGACUUAAUUCUCGUGAAUUUCCGGGUUUCUGCUCGAGAAGGGGAGGCGGCGGCGACGGUAAUCGAAGCAGUGUGAGUUCUGAGGGUUUUUGCGAAAACGAUGCGGACAUGGCGAAUCUGCCACCAUUUUUGGGCCCACGUCAAGUUGUUCUUGUUAGACCACCUUAUGGCGAAUUUGUAACUUGUGGCGACACUGAUUCUCAGGAGGGAGGCGGUAGCGAAUCUUCAUCGAACAGUAACGUCAGUUUAAAGAACGCUCAAGACUCGGACAAGCAUCGCUCAAACGCCUCGUCCGAGACGCAUAGUGAUAGUAGUGAUAGUAGUAAUAAUAAAGGUGUUGUUUGCGAGGUUAAGUGCGCGCGGACAAACGUUGUUGAGUACAGAGAUCCCGUAGCGGGUACAUCGCGAGGUGGACCGUCGGUAACGAACAAAGUAGUCGUUGAGAAGAGAGAGAAUGAAUCGGACGCGGAGAAAGAUCCAUCGAGACGACCAUCCAAGGACGAGAGUUCGUCAUCGAGCAGUGACAGUCCGUCCGGUGACGAGUACAACGUUUAUUAUUAUGAUCCGAAAGCGGCUGCUAGUGCAGCUGUUAACGAGGGUAAAGAUGCGAAAGUGGAUUUACCCGGUAGUGCGAACGCUAGCGCUGUACUCGGUAAUCUCAAAAAGACCGAAGAUCCGUGGGACGUUUUGUUUGCACGUGCUGAAGGAUUAUCCGCUCACGGUCACACUCGUGAAGCUUGCAUCCUUGGCAUCAAAUUGGCCGAAGAAUUGCUCGUCAAUCCUCCUAACCUUAUGAUCGAAGUUCCACCGAUGCCAGUCAAAGGAAAACGUAAAAAGCAACCAGUGAAUCCUGCAUCGCAUCAAUUGACGUGUUUGGCUUCGGCGACACUGGCAAAAUGUGGUUUUCUCUGUACUGUAUUGGCGGAAAAUCCGGAUCAUCAUAACCUUGCAUUCAGGGUUGGUUUGUUUGGGCUCGAAAUGGCCCGACCGCCAGCGAGUACGAAACCGUUGGAAGUGAAAUUGGCGCAUCAGGAAAGUGAACUCGUUGGUUUGCUUAAGAGAAUACCACUCGGCCCGGCUGAAUUGUCCAUGGUGCGACACAGGGCCGAACAGUUGAGGGACGGUGUUUUGAGGUCUCGAGGCCAUGCCCUUUUACCGAUAAUGCUAGCGAGUUUUAUCUUUGAUGCUCUCAAUACACCGAGACUUCAAGCCGAUUGGCCUGUACUUGCAAACGCGGGCGAUGAAAAUCUCGGUUUCGAUGCGGCUGUUGCCGCACUCGGACUCAAAGCCAAUGUUAGCGAAGCCGACCAUCCUCUCUUGUGCGAAGGAACUCGUCGGCAAAGAGGAGAUCUGGCUAUCACGAUACUCGUUCAUUACAAGGACGAUCCCAAGAAAGUAGCUAAAAUAAUGGACAAGCUAUUGGAUCGCGAUGUUCAUCAGUUGAUAAAAGCGCCAAUCCUCAGCAGUUAUUACAGCUCCAAUCCACCAACUAAGAGUCAGCUGGCAAGUAUUCGUCGUGCAAAAACAUGUUUGGCACCACUGGCUGGUGCUGACGGCAGUGUUAAUGGGGAUAACUGUGUUGGUACGAGCAGUCGUCCUCACAGCAGCACGAGUGCCGAACUCGACACAGGCAUGAGUCAGUUGACCGUUCAACCCCAAAUGACUCAGACUUCUGUGUCGACAAGGACCAAGGAAACGAGGUACAAGAGCAAAAGAGUGUACCCAUCGAUCCCGAAUCAACCUUCGGAAGCGGGAGCUCAUUUUAUGUUCGAGCUUGCAAAGACCGUGCUUGCAAAAGCCGGUGGCAAUAGUUCAACAUCGCUCUUCACUCAAGCCUCGACGAAUCAGAACCAUCAUGGUCCUCAGCGUGCUCUACAUAUGUGUGCCUUUCAGCUCGGUCUUUAUGCUCUUGGUCUGCACAAUUGUGUCAGUUGUAAUUGGCUAAGUCGCACUUACUCGAGUCAUGUCUCAUGGAUAACUGGGCAAGCGAUGGAAAUUGGUGCGCCAGCUAUUUGGUUUUUGAUCGACAGUUGGGAAGGUCAUUUAACACCACCGGAAGCUGUCAGUAUAGCUGAUAAAUCUUCCAGGGGCAGCGAUCCAAACAUGGUUCGCGCAGCAGCCGAACUCGCACUUUCCUGUUUGCCACACGCUCACGCUCUCAAUCCAAACGAGAUUCAAAGAGCUAUUUUGCAGUGCAAAGAACAAAGUGAUGUUAUGCUGGAAAAAGCUUGCAUCACUGUUGAAAAUACCGCAAAGGGCGGCGGCGUUUAUCCCGAAGUAUUGUUUCAAGUUGCCAAAUACUGGUACGAGUUGUAUCUUAGGCAUACACCCGGAGGAGAACAACAGGACGAGAUACCACACGAUCCUUUACAGUUGGAUCCAAAUGGUGGUCUUAUGGUUGACACAGGGGCAACGGUUGAUUUGGCUACGGGACAAAUGAUGCCGGGCCCAGCUCCGACGGUCGUUGUAACGAGCACCCAACCACCCCCGCAACCGUAUCCACCACAUCCGGCUAUAACGACGUUGGCUCCUUUAGGAGUUCCAAUGUCGUACGCUGUACCGUACAGCUUCAUGCAUCCCCAUCAUGCGAUAUCAUCCUUUGGUGGGCCGAUGCCUCCUCACAGAGUAGCCUUACCGCCGCCGCCGCCUCACAUGCAACCUCGGCCUCCGCAGAUUUACCAUACUGCUUUUCAUCCCGGUCAUCCACAGCACGGCCAACAUCCUCAGCAUCCUCAACAUCCUCAACAUCCUCAACAUCCCCAACAUCCCCAACAUCCCCAGCAUCCUCGGCAUCCCCCACCAGUGACGCAACCGCCACCGGUACAACAAUAUUAUGCAUCACAACCAACCGUGACAACCGUCAACGUUCAUCCACCACCAGGGACUCACCAUAUGUUCAGCAUGCAACAACCGAUGCCGGUCAAUGUUCAAGCGAAUAUGGGUGGUCCUAUGCCGGGACAAAAUGGGAUGCCAGGGCCUUCUUUGGUUCAGGCACAACCAAUAAUAUCCACGGUGAGAGCGCAGCCGCAGGUUCACAGGCAAAGUCAACCAUUCAGCCCUCAGCAAUUGCGAGCUUUGGUCGCUGCCUAUCGCGUAGGAAUGUUGGCUUUGGAGACUCUCGCGCGAAGAGUCCACGACGACAGACCGCAGGCUAAAUACGCGCGAAAUCCACCCUACGGGGAGGAUGUUAAGUGGCUUUUAAGAAUUUCAAAGCGCCUUGGAACGCAAUGCUUUCAUAAGCUUUGCAUAUGCACAGUCAACAGUAUCGUCAGUCCCUUUGUACUUCACGACGUUGCCCUUGAAGCCGCUAAAUAUCUUUCACGAAGCAAUCCAGCACUUUACGUCCAACAUCUACGAUCUGCUCUUCUCGCUCCUCUCGUUCACAAAUGUCAACAAAUGUACAUCCAGUGCAUACAUCACAAAUUGUAUCACCUCAUAACGAGCGAGUACGAGGAAUUUGCGAGCGUCGUUUGCGCAGCGCGUGCUGCUUUUCACAUUACGCCCGAAGGUCAUACGCAAUUUAAGGAAUGGCUGCAGUCAUUGAAACGAUCACCGGCCUGCAAUAAAGACUUGUGGGCGCAGAUUAACUCGGCUCUGCAAACAAACGGCAAAUGACACAGAGCGGAGCCAGGCAUGACGUGGCUCACCUCUCGUCCUCAUCCUACCGUAUCGUCAUCACAUCAAACAGCUCUUGUACUUCAACAUCCGCAUCAUUGUCAUUCCCAUCCGCAGAGCGUUAUGUGCGUUCACGGGCUGGCCACACUGAACAAACUUGCCUGGGACAAGAUCUCCGUUCCGUGCGUCGUCAAGGGGCCUUAUACGCCUAGAAUAAUUGCAACAGGCCAACAACAACAAUCACAACAACAGCAACAACAACACCAACACCAAUCUGCCCCGACUGUCGUGCGUCGCGAGAUUGUCGAUAAUGCGAAUUCUCAGGAUUUAGACCCUAUAGAGGAACGGUGUAGGUGAUUACGCUAAUUUCGUAUUUUUCAAUCAAUAAAAAGAAAGCAAAAGAGAAAAAAAACACACAAAAGAAAAAAAGAAAAGAAAAUUGAAAAAAAGAUAAGAAAACAAGAAAAAACACAACAUUAGUGCUCCGAAGCGAGCUUUGAAUGAUCACAUUAGAGUUGAUGAUUUUUUUUUUUUAUUCUUCCAAUAUUCGAUAAAUUCAAUCGAGUCUCGUCUAUUUAGUUCGGAAUAAAACUGUCGACUGGUUGCACUGUUUUUUUUUUUUUUGACUCCUGCAAUUGCGAACGUUUAUAUAUGCGAAUUAUGUUCACGUCUCAUUUGUUUUUUACGUUCGUUCUUUAAUUUUCGAUUAUGUAAAUCGAAUUAUCUGAUUUUGUGGGUUUUCGAAAUUUUAUUGUCGCUGCUGAAUUGAAAACUAGGAUGAAUAAAUUUAUUUUUAUUUUUUCAUUAUAAACCGUGAAAAAUCAUGAUAGCGUUUCAAUUAUGUAUGGUUCGAUAAAAGCUCGCUUCAAUGAGUUAAUUUUUAUGUUCAUACUCUCAACCCGUUUGCGUGUUGAUUACCAUGUUUUUUUGUCGGUUUUUUUAAAUAUUUUUUUUGUUUUUCGUUUCAUUCGAUUUUUUAAUGGCAACAAGUUAUAUACACUCAUGAAUGUGGAAAGAUAUUUUAAGUUUUGAAAAAUAUUCACGUAUCCACCAGUUUAAUGUUUACGAUAUAAAAAUUAUGAUUAAUUAAGAACAAGAUGAUUAAGAAGAAAAAAAAGGUAAUAGUGAUAAGAAUAAAAUAAAUAGACGGAAAAAGAAAAGACGAACGUGCUAAGCAACCGCGUAUCGUUGCUUCACGUGAACAAAAAAACAUGAAACCUGACACACUAUUACGCUCGGAAAUUUAAAUGAAAAUUCUUGUUAAUCAAAUCAGCCAAUCAAAACAAUGAAAGAACGGAGUGAAGAAAAUAAGAGAAUAAUAAAGUUUGGAACAAUUCGUCGGCUACACACGAACAGACAAACACGCGCACACACAUAACAUACACACGUAAACACAAAGAUUUUAUUGAACACGAUUUACAUUUAUAAAUCCGAACAAUUUGUCGUUUUAUCUCUCUCUCUCUCUUUUUCUCUAUCUCUUGUUCUCUCUCUCUCUCUCUCUCUCUCUCUACAUUUCCUGUUUUAGUUUUAACGUAGCUUAGCCCUCGUUUAGUUAGUAAAUUUUGAUUUCGAUUCUAUAGUUAGGAUGAAUUCUGUUCUUUUUCUUCCAGACUCUUUUCUCUAUUUCAUCACUUUUACUUUUCUCAAUUCAUUGAUAAAGCAUAGUAGAUAUAGUAGACAAUUAGUUUCAAUGAGCAAAUUCAUAUAACAACGAGUAUCUCAACAAGCUCACAUUAUUAAAAUCGCAUUAAUUAAAUACGUAUUCAAAUGUAACAAAUGAAAAUUUAUUCUCGGAUUUCCACAUCCCCAAUUUUCUUCUCAUUAUAUCGAAAAAUUCUUUUCCCCUGUUCGCAACAGCCUUUUUUCUAUCCCUACUUUCCCUUUUAAACUUUUUUCCUUUGAUUUUGUAUGGUAAAUCUAUACAUAAGACGUACACAAUCAUGCACCAUGUUCUCGUUUGUCAGUUAUUGGCAACUCAUCAAGGAAAUGAUCUCUGUAAUUUUUAAAUUAAAAGAAAAGAAAAAAAAAUAAAAUAAUUUGAAAUAUGAAUAAAAGAAGUAAAAAAACGAACAAAGAAGAAACAACAAUUAAAGCGGACAUAUCACCUUCGAAUCUCGAGUCACCCAACAACCUGUUUGUCGACGAAUAUUCGCGUGAACUUCGAUCGAUGAAUCGUCGUAAGAGAUUUUGUUUCGAUGUGUUUCUCCGCAAUUUCUCAUACCGUAAUGUUUCUCGAGAAUUCAUCGUAAAUUCUUCAAAAAUCAAGCGGCCACUGUGGGAUUGUGCGACAGAGAAGGACGAAGCGGGAUAUAAAACGAAAGAAUGGUGGCUCUCUCCAAACCUUUCGCUUUUAACUAGCAGAUUUGAUUUCACUUCAAAAUAUCGGGCACUUUUAGCUUGUAGCGAGUAAAAUAUUUUUUGCCAACAUCCCGUUUCGAUAUCAACGUGAACCAGUAUUAUUUCAUCUCAUCAAAUUCAGUUAGCGCCUAAAGAGUAUCAUGAAAAACUCCAAAAAAAAAAUAAGGGGAAAAAAAGAAACACGAUUAAACAAAAACUUUUUAUGUAA
This is a messenger RNA of Venturia canescens, 8225 nucleotides long. It is a transcript of the gene Dora, whose product is annotated as Dorado. The record is from RefSeq and is a predicted model, not a curated record. Gene Ontology annotation, cellular component: Cul2-RING ubiquitin ligase complex. Bases 338 to 5659 code for a protein of 1773 amino acids. The transcript has 17 exons. Lineage: Eukaryota; Metazoa; Arthropoda; Insecta; Hymenoptera; Ichneumonidae. Gene Ontology annotation, molecular function: zinc ion binding.